AUGGCGCUGCUCCACGCCGCGCUGCCGCCGCCCUCCGCCGCCGCCGCCGCUCACCACCACGCGGCAGCCCCGCCUGUCUUCCUCGCCCGCUCGCCGUACCACUCCCGCAGGGCGGCGGCCUCCUGCUCGCUCGCCACCGCCGCUCCCUCGUCGAGAAAAGCGUUCCUGUCAUGCCCGGCGGACCACUGGACCACGGCCGCGCCGCCGCGCGCCAUCCCGUCGUCGUCGUCGUCCCCGGCGCUCAUCGCGUCCGUGCAGGACCUGUACGACUUCAUCUACAGCGGCCCGCUGGUGGACAGGAUCGGCUACACCGAUGAGAAGAUCGCCGAGUCCAUCGACCGCUGGCUUCUCGCCGGGGCUCGGUUGGCGCGCCUCUUCCGCCUCAACGAGCUCCAGCUGUCGGAGGCCGAGAAGGCCCGGAUAUACCACUUCUACAUCCCCGUCUUCCUCUGGUGCGAGGACCAGGUCAUGGAGCACAGAGCCAAGUACAACGACGAUGAUGACAUCCCACCAUUGGUGAUUGGGGUCAGCGCUCCCCAAGGAAGUGGAAAGACGACUCUUGUCUUCGCACUUGAUUAUCUUUUUCGGGUUGCUGGUAGGAAUUCUGUCACAUUGUCUAUAGAUGACUUCUAUUUGACAGCAAAAGAACAGAAUGAACUGAGGGACAGAAAUCCUGGAAAUGCUCUUUUAGAGCUCCGUGGAAACGCUGGAAGCCACGAUCUCCAAUUCUCAGUUGAAACACUUGAGUCACUGAUCAAACUAACAAAGGAAGGUAUGAAGAUGAAGGUUCCACGGUAUGACAAGUCUGCUUUUGGGGGAAGGGGUGACCGGGCUGAUCCUUCUGUAUGGCCAGAGGUUGAAGGGCCCUUAGAGGUUGUUCUGUUUGAAGGAUGGAUGCUCGGAUUUAAACCUCUUCCAAAUGAAGAAGUGAAAAAAGUGGAUCCACAGCUUGAGGUGGUUAACAAGAACCUUGAAGCAUACUAUGGUGCUUGGGACAGGUUCAUCCAAUCAUGGAUUGUUAUUAAAAUAAGAGAACCAAGUUGUGUAUGCCAGUGGAGGCUGCAGGCAGAGGUAGCUAUGAGAGCAGAUGGAAAUCCUGGAAUGUCUGACGAGGAGGUUAUGGAUUUCGUAUCACGGUACCUACCAGCAUACCAAGCAUAUUUGCCCACACUAUACAAAGAGGGACCAAAUGGUUCGAAUCCAGACCAUCUGCUGGUCAUCGACAUAGAUGAAAAUAGGAAUCCUAUUUGUGGUGGAUCAUGGGAUGUCGCAUGUUUGUGA
Miscanthus lutarioriparius is the source of this 1281-nucleotide messenger RNA. The record is from the annotation of a GenBank genome assembly. Lineage: Eukaryota; Viridiplantae; Streptophyta; Magnoliopsida; Poales; Poaceae.